Messenger RNA from Pipistrellus kuhlii (Kuhl's pipistrelle), 1182 nucleotides. RefSeq names its product signal sequence receptor subunit 3 (gene SSR3). Gene Ontology annotation, cellular component: membrane; endoplasmic reticulum. The transcript has 5 exons. Gene Ontology annotation, biological process: SRP-dependent cotranslational protein targeting to membrane. Lineage: Eukaryota; Metazoa; Chordata; Mammalia; Chiroptera; Vespertilionidae. Bases 67 to 627 code for a protein of 186 amino acids. The record is from RefSeq and is a predicted model, not a curated record.
GCCAGAGGCCCCCGGCUGGGCCUCGCGCAGGGUUGGGCCCUCCUCGCUCCCGGCUCCGGCUCCACCAUGGCUCCCAAAGGCGGCUCCUCCAAGCAGCAGUCCGAGGAGGACCUGCUCCUUCAGGAUUUCAGCCGCAACCUCUCCGCCAAGUCCUCCGCGCUCUUCUUCGGGAACGCCUUCAUCGUGUCCGCCAUCCCCAUCUGGUUAUACUGGCGAAUAUGGCAUAUGGAUCUUAUUCAGUCUGCUGUUCUGUACAGCGUGAUGACUCUUGUAAGCACUUAUUUGGUAGCCUUUGCCUACAAAAAUGUGAAGUUUGUACUCAAGCACAAAGUAGCACAGAAGAGGGAGGAUGCUGUUUCCAAAGAAGUGACUCGAAAACUUUCUGAAGCUGAUAACAGAAAGAUGUCUCGGAAGGAAAAGGAUGAAAGAAUCUUGUGGAAGAAGAAUGAAGUUGCUGAUUAUGAAGCUACAACAUUUUCCAUCUUCUAUAACAACACCCUGUUCCUGGUCUUGGUCAUUGUUGCGUCCUUCUUUAUAUUGAAGAACUUCAACCCCACCGUGAACUAUAUUCUGUCCAUAAGUGCUUCAUCUGGUCUCAUCGCCCUCCUGUCUACUGGCUCCAAAUAGACCGUGUCAGCUUCCCCCGUGGCUUUGUAUCUAUGGGUGGUCUGUGGUGUAUGGAAAAGUUGCUGGGUGGUCGGGGUGGGAGACAGAAGAUGUUUUUAUAGUCUGGAGCUUGAGGGUUUGAAAGACCCAACAAAAUGUAAUUCAAUAUUUGUUUAUUGGCUCUUUUUUGACAAACUGUUGAAAUUACAUGAAUUGAAAGGGAAACUCAGAGUACCAGGACAUUUAUUAAAAAGGCAAAUGUGUCUGGUAAUGUGCUAUAAUCACAAGAGGAGAAAAUAACCUGCUUCCUUGAUCUGUCAGGGGUCACAGUAACCUGGACUGAACUGUUAGUAUUUGUUUUAGUAGCAAGAAGUUAAUAGCUGGUUCUGUGUGUUCCAAGCACAAUAUUACAGCUUUUUGGGAACCAUAAAUAUCAGAGUGAAUCCUCUUUCCUCCCCUUCCCCCUGCCUGGGGGGUGGGAUUGAAUUGCAUGUUUACAAAUCUCUGAAUAUGUGAUUUGAAAUAGUAACUCAAUUAAAGUUGAAAACAUGGUUUCUCCAAUUUGGGGAAAAGAAA